Messenger RNA from Periconia digitata, 1695 nucleotides. The record is from the annotation of a GenBank genome assembly. Lineage: Eukaryota; Fungi; Ascomycota; Dothideomycetes; Pleosporales; Periconiaceae.
UCAACCGUUUUCCAAAACUUCAAGAUGUUGUCCAAGAUCGCCACUUCCGCUCUCUUGAUCGGAGCCUCUGCUGCCGCCGCUGCUCCCGCUCGUGUCUAUACUACCGUGGUCGCCACUGUGACUGUAGACCCUGCCGUCGCCGCUGCCGCUGCCGCGCCCACCACCUCCAAGGUUGCUCCUCCAGCUCCUGUCGUUCCAUCUGUCGUAUUCUCUUCCGUGCCGGCCGUUCCCGUCGUCUCAUCCGUCGUUGCGCCUGUCGUUCCCCCCGUCGUUCCCUCUGUCUUGCCCUCCAAGGUUUCCUCCAAGGUUUCCUCUGCGGUUCCCUCUGCGGUUCCUUCUGCUGUGCCCUCAGGCGCGCCAGGCACUCCCGCUCCUGUUGGCGGUGGCAGUGGUAGCAUCUCAGUCACUCCCCACGAUGUUUACGGUUCUUCCAUUGGCGUUCUCGGCUGCCACGUGAAUGUCAACCGCAUUGCCUACUGGCCCACGUUCCCAGGCUGCGACAACCUUUGCAAGAAGGUCACAUCCAACGGCCGCUCCGUCUACAUUCUUCACAUUGAUCAAUCCGGUGGUGCUCACGACAUCUCGUAUGACGCUUGGAAUUAUCUCAACUCCGGUUCAAGCGCCACGGAGAACCCUACUAUGGGUGGUGGUAUCCCCGCAACUUGGGAGGACGCGGACAUGGAUAACUGCAAAGACAUCAUCAAGACUCCCGAUGGCAAGCUUCCUCUUUCUGCGGCCAACUCGAUGAACACUUGGGCGGGUUGCCCUGCUGGCAGCUACGUGCACGAAAACUCUUCUCUCUGGAACGUUCUCAACCCCAAUGCUUGCACUUUCGGUUACAACGAGCGCUGCACCAUCGACUUGGCUGUGAGCAACCAGGCCAGCUGUCCCCACGUCCUCGGCGCAAACAACGCCCUGACCGGUGUCCCUGUCGAGAACAUCCAAUACGGAAAGUCAAGCAAGGUCACGGCUUUGCAAUAGAUGCCUAUGAAAGAGUUUAUCACGUCGGAGGAGUUUCUUGAUUUUGGUCCCAUUCUUGCUGCACAUAUGAACAACCUUCGUUUCUCGAGAUAUCAUUGUCGCGACAUUUUUUUUCUUGCUUCACAAGCUGUCGCGCGUUCUUCACAAAAUCAAAGAAAUCAAUGAUUUUUCCCAUCCAAACAUGCAAACACGAAACAAUGCCACACUGUGAUUGACUCAACCGCAAUCCGCGUUUCUUCGUUCGGGAACUAAACCGUCAUCCUGAAACACUAUGGCUGACAUAGACUUGACCGAAUGCGCAAGAACCCCCUCUUUCUGACUAGCCCCGGCGAGCUCCUUGCGAAAAACAGCCCCAAUCGUUAGCCACUCUCACCAACCGUGCGCAGCAUUAGUCGACCCCGAGCAGCCAUUAUUGGAAGAUCACCAUCGGACUUUGGAAUCUUACGGGAUAUCCAGCGUGGGCGCAGUCGCCUUUCCACUCUCUCCACCCGCGAGCGCCUUGGAUUCCGGGAAUUUGCGCCUCACGCGGGUCCUUCUGAUGUAGGCAAAUGGUGCAGUCGCAUCCUCGCGGGCGACUACGCCCCAAGGUUUUUUUUGCUUGCAGGAAUCAGGGGGUGGUUGACCGAGGCGGCGCUAUGUGCUGUUCAUCAGGCGAAGCACACUGCAUUCACCGGAAGAGGAUCGCAACUCCUGCGCUUUUCGUUGCUUUUUCUC